Molecule: messenger RNA, 699 nt
Organism: Talaromyces amestolkiae
Lineage: Eukaryota; Fungi; Ascomycota; Eurotiomycetes; Eurotiales; Trichocomaceae
Exons: 3
Coding region: 1-699 (232 amino acids)
Source: RefSeq, a predicted model, not a curated record
AUGACUGAUAAAGCACCUGUCGUGAAACCCACCAUUGUGUUCGUGCAUGGCGCCUGGCACACUGCCGACUGCUGGUCUCUCGUUACAACACAGUUGAAGAAAUACGGCUACUCAUCUCAAGCAAUCCAACUGCCUUCUGCCGGUGGAGACCUUGCAACCACGGUGCAAGACGACGCAGCCCACAUCCGGAAGACUACAUCUGAGCUAGUAGCUGCCGGUGCAAAGGGAUUGCUCAAGAAAGAUAGGGAAGCAGAACUGAAGAAGGGUGGAAUCAACUCCAUAGUCUAUGUCGCAGCAUUUCUGCUUCCACUAGAUGCUUCGUUGAAGUCAUUCUUGGGUGAUCUGGCACCUUGGAUCAUAUUUGAAGGCGAGAAAAUGACAAUCAUCAAUGCAGACCGCAUCUUCUACAAUGACUUGCCCGAGUCCGGCAUGGACACCCUCAUCUCCAGCUUGAAACAUCAGUCUAAAGCCUCCUUCUUCACGCCACUGACGUACGCCGCAUAUCAAGAUGUGCCCGUGUCGUACUUGCUCUGCGAAAAUGACAAUGCUAUUCCAUUUCAGGCCCAGCAAGCCAUGGUAGGAAUCGGAGGCCCUAAUGUUGCCUCUCAUAUCUGCGCUGCCGGGCAUAUGCCUAUGAUCCAAAUGCCUGAAAGGGUUGUCAAUGUCAUCCGUGAAGCGGCUGGKGAAGUCGUUGCUUAA